This is a messenger RNA of Formica exsecta, 2218 nucleotides long. Its product is annotated as fidgetin-like protein 1. The record is from RefSeq and is a predicted model, not a curated record. The transcript has 3 exons. The coding region runs from base 155 to 2107 and encodes 650 amino acids. Lineage: Eukaryota; Metazoa; Arthropoda; Insecta; Hymenoptera; Formicidae. Gene Ontology annotation, molecular function: ATP hydrolysis activity; microtubule severing ATPase activity; ATP binding.
UCCAAUACGCAAUAUUGCUUGUGAGUGUGCUCUCUAAAUAUUCAAUAUAUAUAUUAUGCUAUAAAAAAUAACAAUUGUCACUGAUUGUCAACAUUAUCAAACGUAUACAAAAAAAUAUUUAAUUACAGCGCUAAAUGAAUUCAGAUCCAGAAACAUGAAUUCCAAUAACGCGAACAUAAAUGUUUCACAAAACUCGAAGAUGGGAAAAGAUAAUAUUCUGGCUGCCUAUCAUAUGCUAAGAUUUUCAAAACAAGAUAAAGAUUUCGAUAUCAUAGACAUUGAACGCAGGUCUCUUGCUAUGAAAAAUAUGACAGCAAAGUUAUUUGAUUCAGAGGAUACAGCAGCAAUACUUUUACAAAAAGAUCUUGAAGAUUAUUUUAUUUUAAUGACAGAUACAAACAAAAUAAACAAUUAUUGGAAACAGAUUAAAUCUCAAUUGCAAGAUAUAAAAAAUGAUCCAUUGAAAUGGAAAUCGGGAUUAGAGGAUGAAGAUGCUACACUGAAUCUUAUCAAACCUUUGGUUUGUCAAAAAAAUUAUACUUUACCUUGUAAAGGAAGAUUUUAUUAUGAUAGGGACAUAGAAAAAAUAGUAAAUAAUACAAAGAGAAGUAAAGAUAUACAAGAAAGAAAAAUAUCUUCGCAAUUACAAGAAUCUUCUAAUCAAAACUCAAAUAAAGAACUUUUGUUGAAGCCUAAUAAUAGUGAACAAAAUAUAUCUACAUAUUUCACAAAUAUCCAUGAAAAUGCCAAUUCUAAUAAGCAUAUAAGUAAUAUUAAACAGAAUGCAUCAAAAAUACAAUCAAACAGGCACUCUUCUUAUCAGAAUUUGAAUAAGUUUGUACAAAAAAGACCUAUAUUAAGCAAUAAUAAUACAAAUGAUACAAAAGAAGUCUUGUACGGAUGUACAAAUCCACAAGCACCAAAAUUAAAACGAGCUGUGAAUGAAGACACGAAAACAGAAAAGAGCGCACUCGACUCUUUCAGGAGUGCCAGAGACGAAUUGUAUAUCCAAGAAAUGAAGAGAAAUAAAUCGGCGCCGAAAAAAACUCUAGGUGGUCGUUCAGCGGUCAAUUCUCAGUUCGUCUGUCCGUUUAAACGAGAUAAGGAGAAUUCGAUGCAGAGUAAUACUCCACUACAAAAAACAAAUGCAGAAGAGGUGGAGGACGAGAGGCUAAGGAAUAUCGAUCCAAACAUGAUCGAGUUGAUUAGAAACGAAAUCAUGGAAUCGGGUAAGGCGAUAACGUGGAACGAUAUUGCCGGUCUCGAGUACAUCAAGAAGAUCGUUAAAGAGGUGGUAGUAUUUCCUAUGUUGAGACCGGACAUCUUCACUGGUCUUCGUCGUCCGCCCAAAGGGAUUCUACUCUUUGGUCCACCUGGAACAGGAAAAACUCUCAUCGGUAAAUGCAUAGCUUCACAGAGCAAGUCCACGUUUUUCUCGAUUUCAGCGAGCUCCUUGACUUCUAAGUGGAUUGGCGAUGGCGAGAAAAUGGUUCGCGCGCUAUUUGCGGUGGCCAAGGUUCAUCAGCCGUCUGUUGUUUUCAUCGACGAGAUCGACUCGUUGUUGACGCAACGUUCGGAAACAGAGCACGAAUCCUCUAGGAGGCUGAAGACAGAGUUUCUGGUACAGUUAGACGGCGCGACUACUUCAGAGGAUGAUCGUAUUCUGAUCGUUGGCGCAACCAAUCGGCCUCAAGAGUUAGACGAGGCAGCGAGACGGCGUCUCGUCAAGAGAUUGUACGUUCCUCUGCCGGAACUCGAAGCACGCAAACAAAUAAUUAAUAAUUUAUUAACUUCGGUACGCCACAAUCUCAAUGAAGCGGAUAUCGUGAAGAUCGCAGAAAAAUCGGCAGGAUAUUCCGGCGCCGACAUGACGAAUUUAUGCAAGGAAGCGAGCAUGGAGCCGAUUCGAAGUAUCCCUUUCAAUCAGUUGGGAGAUAUUAAAAUGGAAGAAGUAAGGCAUAUAACGAGUUGCGAUUUCGAGCAAGCACUGAUCAAUGUGCGACCUAGCGUAUCUCAGUCAGACUUGAACAUUUAUAUUGAGUGGGAUCGUACUUAUGGAUCUGGUAAUGCACAAAAUUCUAUAAAAAGUGAUACAAUGAACAAAUAAGUCAAUUAUAAUGUAUUAAUCAUUGAAAAAAAUUUUCUUAUAUUUUAUGUUUGUAACACCAAGUUUUUGUAAUGUACAUAUGUAGAUUAAAAAGAGAUUUUUUUUAUACGA